AUGGAGUCCUUCCAACUCCUCCGGCGCCGCACCACGGAGCUCUUCAGCUCCCUGGAGCAGUCCAUCCCCGCCAUGCCAGCCAUCCCCUCAAUGCCGGCCAUGCCCUCUCUCCCGUCUGUCCCUUCGCUUGGCGGGGGCGGUAACAAGUCCAACAACGCCAACACUAUGAAAGCCACCUGGGAGAAACUGGACAUCCCCCACCUCCCACGGUCUGCGCACUCGGCUGAUGUCGUUGCGGGUACUGUGUAUCUCUUUGGCGGUGAGAUCACCCCGGGCCGGGUCGUGGCUGACAACGACGUGCACGCCGUCAAACUGCCGUCUAGCGGUGCGCCGGCGGAUUACUAUGCUAUCAAGGCCAAGCCGGCGAAGAAGCCGGUGGUUAUCCCGACUGUGGUUGAGCCCACCCCGGAGACAGAAGAGGAGGAACUAUCUGAAAUUCCCUUGGGUGGUCCUGCUCCUGCCACGACGGCUGCUACUACUACUUCUACUCCCGCCACACCCCGGCCCCCCCGUACAGACCUCCCUGAUGUCCCGCCCCCGCGUGCGGGCCACGCAACAGCCGUCAUCGGCCACCGGAUCUUCCUCUUCGGCGGACACACCAACGGAACCAACGGGGGCUCAACCGUCCCCCUCGACGAAGGCGGCCGAGUCUGGGUUUUCGACACCCGCACGCACCUCUGGUCCUUCCUCGACCCGCAGUCUCCGACCGCCGCGGUAGAAGAAAUCCACCCAUCCCCGCGCAGCCACCACGCAGCGGUAGCCACGGCGAAGCCAGAUUCUUUCGACAGUAUCACCUCGCCGACAUCUCCCAAGUUCCGGGCUCGCCCGCAUGCCUCGUCCCGCGCGGAGGCGUGGCGUGAUUGGGCUUUGGGUACGUCGGCGGAGGCGGAGCAGACGUAUGGCACGCCGAACCGGCCGGUGGUCGGGGUGUUAGCGGAGAAGGCGACGGAUGCGGAUGCGGAUGGGUAUGGGACGAUUAUUAUCCAUGGGGGGGUUUUGGCGCCUGCUGCUGUUGCUGCUACCUGGGCCUUUGAUGUGCGGUCACGCGUCUGGCAGCGUCUGCCUGAUGCCCCGGCUCCGGCGCGCGCGGGUGUCUCGCUGGCGAUUGGCCGUGGGAAGGGAGGACGGCUGUACCGCUUUGGCGGGUUUACCGGGAGCACUCCCGGCAACAGCAGCACCGCCAGUGGGAAUCUCGAUUUCCUUGACCUCGGCGUGGACGUCUUCGACGACCAGGUCACGGGUGGCCGGGGCACCGAGGCAGUGUUGGCCGUGCGAGGGGGCGGGUGGAAGACGCUGGGCGUGUCUCUCGGACCGCAAGCAGGAUUCGGGUUUAGCACGGUAAACGAAGAAGCGGGAGAAACUCAGGGACUCCAACUGCAACCAGGGGCAACCCCGGGCAACAACGACAUCGACUGGCCCGGCGCCCGCAGUGUAGCCGGUUUCCAAGCCGUCAGCGUCGGCGGCGGGCGCGAAUACCUCGUCCUCCUCUUUGGCGCACGCGAGUCAUCUUCCCCUGCUGGUACCACUACCAGCACUGCCAGCGCCCAGUUCUGGGACGAUAUCUGGGCCCUCCAAGUCCCCUCAGAAGGUUUCUCCCUCGCCAGCGUAGCCGACACCGCCUUCUCCGUAGUCCGCACCGUCCGCAGUGGCACUACUACGGGUACUGUUGGGACGAACGCAACGAUCAGUGCUGUUGACCUGGGUCUGACGUGGACGAGGGUGGAGGCGGGCCCGCAUGAUGAAGAGGACGAUGAGUCGGCUGAGGGGCCGGAGGCGAGGGGGUGGGUGGCGAGUGCGGCGACGUUGGAGGAGAAUGGGUUGGUUGUGUUUGGGGGGUUGGGGGAGGGAGGAAGGCGGUUGGGGGAUGGGUGGGUUUUGCGGUUGGGUUGA
Molecule: messenger RNA, 1890 nt
Organism: Dichotomopilus funicola
Lineage: Eukaryota; Fungi; Ascomycota; Sordariomycetes; Sordariales; Chaetomiaceae
Exons: 3
Coding region: 1-1890 (629 amino acids)
Molecular function (GO): protein binding
Source: RefSeq, a predicted model, not a curated record